Molecule: messenger RNA, 4046 nt
Organism: Lagopus muta (rock ptarmigan)
Lineage: Eukaryota; Metazoa; Chordata; Aves; Galliformes; Phasianidae
Gene: POT1
Product: protection of telomeres 1
Exons: 21
Coding region: 297-2633 (778 amino acids)
Biological process (GO): regulation of telomere maintenance via telomerase; telomere capping
Cellular component (GO): chromosome, telomeric region; nuclear telomere cap complex
Molecular function (GO): telomerase inhibitor activity; G-rich strand telomeric DNA binding
Source: RefSeq, a predicted model, not a curated record
CCAUCGGCACGGGCUGGACGCAUGCGCGGGUCCUCGCUGUGGGCAGCGGGCGGAAGCGGGAAGGCGGUGCGGCGGCGGCCUGUUCCUUGCCGCCCUCUCGAGUAGGUCGCGGGACGCGGAGUUGUGUCCUCACCGAGGGCUGAGGGGAGGAGUGCAGCUGCCCUGUGCUGCCCGGACUAGGUUCUGCUUUCAGCGUGAGCCCAUGCACUUCUCUUCUGCUUGAACUGCCCCGCAGCCGUUCUCUAUGGAGACCGAGUCCCCGCUGUGACAGAUACAGUGUUAUAACGAUAUCAGCUAUGCCUGUUCAAUUGCUAAAGAUCAUUAAAGGAAAACUUGAGACUCAGCUUCCAAGCCACUUGCAGAGGGAGGAGUUAAAACAUUUGCAAAUAGGACUUGACCAUACCAACAAAUAUUUCCAGGGAAUAGUUAUUCUUUCCUACCCACUAACAAAACUUGGAGAUGGUACAGACUUUUUCAAGAUUGUUCUUCAAGAUGACACAUGUUCAAGGAUUAACAGCCUCAAUGUUCUAAUAUAUGGAAAAAUGGCAGAAGAUUGUGCAAAACUUAUACGUAAUGGGGACACCUUUGUGGUUUCUGGAUUUAAGGUGACAGAAUCUCCUACAGCAAGAGAAGAUGGUAGACAUGCUUGUCACCUGCAGGUGUCUGAAGAAGCUGGAUCAGCCAUUUAUAUUUGUACACAGCCAAGCAUAACUCCUUUUUCAGAAACUACAUCUGCAUCUGUUGCACCAAAAUACGUGUAUACUCCUUUGAAUUGCUUGAAAGAUGGGACUGUAGUGAAUUUGUACGGCGUUGUGAAAUUCUUCAAGCCUCCUUAUAUAAGCAAAGGAACAGAUUAUUGCUCAGUCGUAACACUGGUGGACCAAUCGAAUGUGAAGUUAACAUGCACUCUUUUCAAUGGAAAUCUAGAUUCUCUACCAAAAAUUUACAAAAAUGGAGAUAUUGUUAGGUUUCAUAGAGUAAAGAUCAGGGAAUACAAUGGACAAAUGCAAGGAAUUACCAGUGCAGGAUUUGCAUCCUUGACAUUUGAUGGAACUGUAGGAGCACCAGUAGUUCCUCGAGCUUCUAGCAAAGUGUAUACCUUCAUAGAUGAAGAACAGAAAACAGUAGAAGAAUUACGUAUUUGGGCAGCCAGUAAUCUUUCUGUCUCUGGACCAGAAGCAAAAUUGUCUGAUGUUAAGCCAAUGAUGUUCUUCGAUCUCACUUGUCAGCUGGUAGGGAAGGCAAAAGUGGAUGGAUCAUCUUUUCUUCUAAAGGUAUGGGAUGGCACAAAAUGCCCCUACCCAACAUGGAAGGUACCUGUGGAAGCAAAAGAAUUGGAGGGAGACGAAGUUCUUCUUCAUCAUCUGCGAAAUCUAACAGUGGAUGUUUUAGUCUAUGACAACCACGUACAACUGGCAAAAUCACUCAAGAUUGGAAGUUUUCUGAGAAUUUACAGUAUUCAUACAAAACAGGCAAGUGCUAAAAAUGAAGAUAUAUCAUCGCAUAUAGAAUUUCAUCUUCAUGGUGGCACUUGCUAUGGUCGAGGAAUAGGAAUCUUACCAGAAAAUAACCCAGAUGUUGAGGAACUGAAAACGUUCUUAGAAUGUGUGGAACUGAUAGACAGUCAGAAUAUGGAAAGCGUGUCUUCAUUGGAAUUAGGUGACACUUUUGACAUUGAUACAGGUCUUGAAUCGCCAUUACAGAGAUGUCAGCAAUUAUCUGCUACAGUAUUGACAGAUCAUCAGGAUAUGAGUAACACGAUAUUGAAAACUGUUCUGAACAGCAGAGCUCCUCAACAGUAUCGAAUUAAAGCAAAGCUGAGAUCUUUUAAACCCCAGAAGCUUUAUCAGUCUGUUAAACUUCAUUGUUCCAAAUGCAAUACUUUGCAAGAAGUUCCAAAUGGAGAUGCCUUCGACUUCAUUUUGCAAGGCUGUGAAGCUACUGCCCCAAACCCAGAAUUACAGAGUAUGUCCUGGUAUGAGUCUGUAAUGUGGACUACACAAGACGAGAGCAGAAGGAAAGUAACUAUUCAUUUUGUAAAGCAUUAUGAAAUGCUUCAACGUCCUGAAAAUACCUUGCUUAUGAUAGAAGGUGGAACCUUAAAAGAAAUCUGGAAACUUACAAGAAGAUUUAAAUGUGUUAUUCCUGUGAAAUCCAAGGAAGAUGAUCUUGAAUUAUUAGAUCUUUCAGCUCCUUUUCUUUUACAAGGCAACAUAAAAUAUUAUGGAUGUAAGAAGUGUUCAACUCCAAAGAGUAUCAAGAAUCUAAGUUCCCUAGCAGAAAAACGAGAACCAUCGUGGGAACCAACUGAAAUAGCACAAGUUUUAGGUAUUGAACCACUCCAGUAUGUUUUCGUUAUGAAGUUCACACUAGUUGAUGGAACAGGAGCAAUAAAUGCAUAUCUUUUUGAUUAUGAAAAGUUUUUCCAAAUUCCUGCCUCUGAAAUCUUAACCAAUAGUUUUCUUCAGCAAAAGAUGGAGAUGACCAUGAAUACACUUUCUCCUCCAGGAAGAAAAUUAGAUGACUUGCCAUGGCUGGAAUGCUUCAUCAAGUCCUAUAACAUUGCAGAUGGAAUGAAACAUCAAGUUUAUUACCAAAUUUUUGACACUACAGUUGCUGAAGAUGUUGUAUAGAAAUGUGUUACUAACAGGAAGUCAUCCAUCUUGUGAUCUCACUGCAACUGGAAGAGGCUAAGCUUCACUGGAGGCUGCUCAGCUCAGGCUGAUGGAAGAAAUCUAAUACCCAGCUAUCCUUCUGAAAGGCAGCGAUGAGGUUAUAAACUGAUGAUUUUACUCAGAAAGUACAAUCACAAUUAUGCUGCUUUGUUCAUUUCUGUAUUAAAAUAAAUGAUGUUGGUAAAGAUAGAGAGAAGAAGCUCUACAGAAAACUUUGAGACUAUUUUCUGCAAGUAUUUUGAUGGAGUUACAAAUCUGAUCGUGUGAUGUUUAUCACUAAAAUUGAAGUCAGGUCACGAAAGUAAGAGUUUAAAAUUAUAAAAUGAAUAUUGAAAUUCGGUAAACUAUAAAGAUUUUUAAAGUGACCCAGUUGGGGACCAGAGUUUAUUGCCUGGGUUUGUGUUUUCAAAGGCUCUCAUAUCUAGGUUAAAUUUACUGUCAGAUUAAACUGCCAAGAUCUGUCUUUUCUAUCUUACAUAAUCAGAUUGUUUGACUAAAUUUAGAGAUACCAAACUAAUCUAGUGAUAUCAUGGCUUGAAAGUACUGCUGGAGAAAUUACUUGGUGGUUUUAUUUUGCAUUCAGUAGUACGUAGGAGAAAUUCAGGACAAGUUUCUCCACUAAUGAGAAAUCCCUGUCAAAUCAAGUGCUUCCCAUCUGAGAAAAAUCUCAAAAUAUUUACAACUGUUUUUUAAAGGAGAUCAGAAGCAAGAUACAAUACUUGUAAGCAGAUAAUUAUUUUAAUAAAAACACUUUCUUUUUUAAUUUUUUUUCAGAGCUUGUUAAUAAUUAUGCAGUUUGUCAAUUUAAAAUUUCACCAAAUGUCUUCUGAUAAUUUUUGGAUACUCUAAAAGAUUGUAGUGAAUUUCUGUGCCAUAACCCCAGAGAACAUGCACUUUAUUGAUCAGUGUGUAAGGGGAACUACUGCUGAAGGUGAUUAGUGCAUAUUUCCUUUAAAGGAAAAUCUGAAAUUCAGAAUGGAGCCGGCCGUUUACUGAAGAGCAAUACUGGUUCGUGAAGCAGUGCCUGAAUCUGUGAAUAACUGCAUAAGAAAAAAUAUUGUGUUAUUAAAUGUGCAUUAUUAAACCUGAGGCACUGGCAGGAUCCAAAUGACUCCAGAAGUUGAGAUUUAAACUGAAAACAAUCUUUUGUAACUUUUCUUGUAGAUAAUGCAUGAAAAUAUUGGAAGGAGAUAUUUUUGUUAUUUUAUUUUAUUUUUGUUACCAACUGACAGCAGUAAUUGACAGCGUAUGUUUUUUAUAAUGAAGUCUUUUCAUUGCGUCUGAUGUCUGAGACCCCUGCCAGAAAACUGACACUUCUGUGCUGGUGAAUAUUGUAACUAUUAAAACAUUUAAUAAAAUCUUUUUCAAAUA